AACAAAGCAGCAAAUACAAAUAAACAGAAAUAAACUGUGUCUGAGCAAGAGCAAAUGACACCACUUAUUGGAGCACAGUAAAUAGGUUAUGUCAGAAUUUGGCAUACAUAUAUAUGUAAAUAUGGUUUUAUAUGUAUGAUUUAUUGUGCUUGCAUUAUUGUUGUUGUUUAUUUAUUUUAUAUUUCUAUAUAGAUUAAAAAUAUGUGUCAUAAUAGUAUUGUAAUAACAACAUUUGCAUAUAUGGAUCCAAACGAACUGAUAUGGAUAUCUACGUGCUUAUAUACAUAUACAUAUGUACAUAUGUAGAGUUGUAAGCAUUUAAUUGAAAUGUAAGAACUUCGUUGACAAUACAAAAUUCAGCCAGAGCGAUACCCAUCUGCAUAUAUCCAAGUUUAAGGACAAUAGCAUGUGCACAUCAGCUUACAUAUUUACAUACCUACACACAUGCAAUACAACUUUAUAUGUUGCUAUCUGCUUUACAUGUAUCCAUAAAGCACCGAUCGCUGCUGAUGGAAUUUAAUCUGGAUAUAAUAUGCUUGAGUUCGCUUAUACUCGCUGUCUUCGCUGAGUGUAAAUGUGUAUGUAUGGAUGUAUGUAUGUAUAUGUGGAAUUGUAUGCAAAGCAGAUGUAUGAAGAUAAAGUUCUCACAAAGAUAUCGUAAACUAACAAUACAAUUAAUUUAUUUCUGGUAUUAAUUUCAUUUUUUAUACUCGCUUUUGUUGUUGCUUUUUUUUAAAUAUAUUUUGUAUGCAUGUAAUUAAAACAGCAAACGCUUUAUGGACUGUUUUGGGUGCGCAGUUAGUCAGUCACACGCUCUCACUUAGGAUGUGUGGCGCGAAGAUCGGUUCUAAGUGCGUCGCCGUUCUGUUACGCGAAUCUAAUAUAUACAAAAAUUGCUUGUAUGAAUUAAAGAAAUUCUAAUUUAUUAGUGAAAUAAAGAGCGCUACUUGCCAUUGAUAUACUCAUACAUUUAGCAUUUUUUGGCAAAAAUAACUCGAGCGUCCAGACAUUUUCGCAAAACAUUUGUGACCAGCGAACCCAGUGUCAAAUUUACUCACCAACUGGUGUUCCAGCCGCCACUAUGUGCUGGUGUUUACGUGUCUAUUGGACUGUUCUGCAUAAUUUGUUCACACGAUUUGUGACAAAUUUUGCCGAUUCCGUUUAUAAUAGUGAUCUGUGUGCAUGUCUAAUGUGUGGUUCGCAAUCUGCGUGUUGUUUUUGUUGUGAUCGUUGUUUGUUUUAUAAACAUGCUCAACAUGAGGCGCACAAAUCAAAUGAUAAUGAUGGAGAGCAGCGUGAAUUGACGUUGGCAGAUGUGGAAGAGGGACAAGCCAAAGCAAACUCUCCAUUUCAACAUCAUGAUUACGUCAUAGUUGAUGACAUCGACGCCAAUUAUCUUGAGAUUGAACGUCGAAAAAUUGAAACCGAACACUAUUAUCGUCUCGUAGAUCGUGCAACUGCUGAGCAAAUACUCAAUUGUUGCGAGGAUGGUGCCUGCUUAGUGCGACCAUUCAAAGAAGCGGAUCUAACAAUAAAGUAUAUCGUAACGGUAUAUGCACAACAGCAAUACUUCCAUCUCUUCAUACGACAAUUAAAUGGCAAAGAUGCUUACAGCAUUGGACAGCAAAAGCCAAAUGAGAAAGUAUUCAAGUCACCAAGUGAUAUUAUCGACUUUUAUAGCUUCAAUGCAUUGCAAUGUACAAAUAAAAAGAUUAGCGUUUGCUUAGUAUUAAAACCAGUUGUUACUUAGAGAUAGAUACUUUAAUUUAAUUGUACUUUAGUUAAUUUAUAGCAAUUUAAAUUAAUUGUAUUGUUUUAAUUUUAUUUUUAAUUAAUUUAAUUUAAUAUUAUUAUUUAAUUUAUUGCUUAAAUUAUAAUUUUGA
This is a messenger RNA of Zeugodacus cucurbitae (melon fly), 1883 nucleotides long. RefSeq lists its product as uncharacterized. The transcript has 3 exons. The record is from RefSeq and is a predicted model, not a curated record. The coding region runs from base 1082 to 1750 and encodes 222 amino acids. NCBI's taxonomy places the organism in Eukaryota, Metazoa, Arthropoda, Insecta, Diptera, Tephritidae. Gene Ontology annotation, biological process: cell surface receptor protein tyrosine kinase signaling pathway; intracellular signal transduction.